Paramecium tetraurelia is the source of this 915-nucleotide messenger RNA. RefSeq lists its product as uncharacterized. The record is from RefSeq and is a predicted model, not a curated record. The transcript has 5 exons. NCBI's taxonomy places the organism in Eukaryota, Ciliophora, Oligohymenophorea, Peniculida, Parameciidae.
AUGAAUCAUUCAGAAGGGGCACAAUCUCCACCUUAUUUUGGUAUGUAUCCACUACCCUAUUGGCCAACGAGCUCACAAUUCCUCUUAAUGAUGAACUUCCAAAAUCCGAUGAUGAGUCCAAUCCAUAAUUUAGGAUCUCCAAUUUUAACUUCCCACUUAAAUUUCACUUAGCCAACAAUCAAUUAUGAUAUCAAAUACGAACAAAAUUCACAGAAUAAAGAAUCCACAUAAACUAAACAACCAUAAUAAUAUACCAGCCAAAUUUAAAUCAUUUCUGAGCAAUUGGAUGACAUGAAUUACGAUCAAAUUACAGUAGAAAAUCUUGAGGCCUUAAUUCAUCUGUUGUUUGCAGAAGAGCCCAAAUUAAAAAAGAUCUAAUAAUAACUCAAAGAGAAAAGAUGUCUUAAGGUUGUCAAGAUUCUGGACACCCUGGCCAAAAAGAUAAGAACCCAAUAGAAAAAUCGAGAAGAAUUAAUCAAAUUUUGUCUGAGAAAGGCUUUCAGAGAGAUUUUCCAUCAAAUUUAAGAAAAAUGUACUAAAAAAAAACUCAAUCUGAAGGCUGCAUCCAAAAUAUUUUAGUAAACCUAUUAAGCUGAAAAGAUGAAAUCCAUAGCAUUGCCAUUUAGAAAAAAUAGUAAAAAUAAGACAAUGAAUAAUCAUUUCCUCCAUGAACUAUUCUAAUCAAAGCAAUUCUAGGAUUAAUAUAAAAUAUUUCUUGACAAUCUAGACACCAUCAUAGAGAAUGACAAAAAUAAAAAAAUUAAAGCAAUAGCUGAAAAAUCAUGGGAAUUCAUCUAAUCUAACAGAAAAUCAUACACCUUCAAAAGGUUGCCAUGGUCUUUGAAAAACUUAGAAAAAUUGAAAGAAACAGCAAAUGAAAUGCUAAAUUACUGUGAUGAUUAAAAAUUUAUUUGA